AUGUUUGUCAUUCUUCUAAUCUUGGCACUGGAAACAUCACAAGUCCAUGCAUGGACAUUAUCUGCCCUGAUGCGACCUUCUGCCACCACUACUACUACUGGUUCCUGUCGGUCCAGUUUUGUAGGACUCGCCAACGGCUGCAACCAUGUUCCCCUCAAAAGAAGAAGCAACGGCAUGACCAUGGGCCUUCAGGUGAAAAUUCGCAUGGUGGGUCGGGAAAAGAGCGGGACACACGAUCAAUGGAUGUCUCCUGCCAUUGAAAUGUACACUACGCGAUUGCGAUCCGCUCAAAUGGACGUGGAGACGGAAUGGCACAAAACGGACGAGGCAUUGAUCAAGGGAGUUCUUGGCGAUGUCCAAAAAGGAGCUACUGUGGUAGUGUUGGAUCCCCAUGGGAAACUACCCUCCAGCGAAACCUUUGCUGCCGACCUCUAUGAAUGGUUGGAACGAGGUGGCAGUCGUGUGGUAUUUGUCAUUGGAGGAGCGGAAGGACUGCCGUGGGAAUUGAAAUCAGGUCAACUCAUGAUGACAUCCUCCUCCUCCAAGGGCAAUAAUAAGAAAUCUGCCACCCACAAUAAGCAACUACCGCUCUUGAGUUUGUCCAAAUUGACCUUUACGCACCAAUUUGCUCGUCUACUAUUGGUGGAACAAAUCUACAGAGCUUCCGAAAUACGAAAGGGAAGCAACUAUCACAAAUAA
Seminavis robusta is the source of this 699-nucleotide messenger RNA. NCBI's taxonomy places the organism in Eukaryota, Bacillariophyta, Bacillariophyceae, Naviculales, Naviculaceae. The record is from the annotation of a GenBank genome assembly.